AUGGCACAACUGUUAAUAAAAAAUCAAAACAAGUAUGUUCCCUCUUGUGGAAAUGGCGAGUCAAAAAAAGUUAUCACACCCAUUCCUUUCCAUGGAGACCAAUUAUUUGAAGAGCGAGGCAGGAAUGUUAUAUGGACAUUUCAGGAUGGUUACAAUGAAUUUGACAGUAUCAAGGGGCUUAAUCCCGAGUUUGCUGACUGGCAUAGAAAAGUGAACUUCUACGAGGUUUGUUUUUAAAAUUAUUUUUGUCUUUCCUGCAUCAAUCUAUUCAAAUCUUUAAAAUUUAUUUAUCCACUAACACUUUCCCCUUGAUGAGAAAUUUGUUUGGCAUUAGAGUAAGGUACUGUAAUUCGGUAUGGGGCAUUGCAGCGGCUACUUAAUUAUUUGAUAAGCAUUAUAAGUUUUAACUCAUUAAGUGGCAAUGCGUCUGAAUGUGCCCUGAGAUUGGCAAGGGGGGAAUGCGCUGCAUGCGCCCUGAUUAAGCAACAUGUUGAUUAAAUUAAUUGCUAAUUUACUACUAUUUGCAGAUGGAAUUUAACAUGUUUUGCAAAUCUGAUUCUGGGAAUGAGCUUGGCACAACUAAGGCAAGCAUGAAUAGAACUCGAAAAACAAAUGCAUCGGCUGGACCAAAGAAGAAAUACAAUGAAUACAAAGAGUUCCAUCAGUGUGAGUUAGAGGCUCAUAUUUGUUCUGCCUUUAUGGAAAUAACUGGGAUGGAAGAUACAAAUGGUAAAUUAAAUAAUGCUAUAAAGACACUAAUACAUGUAGUGUGAUUAACCCAUUGAGUGGCAGCACUCUUCCCUUGUCCUUGAUGAGAAAAAUCUUCUGGCAUUAGACAUUGUAAAAAAAUAAAGUAAGGAGCAUGAAGGGACAUGGCCACUUAAAGGGUUACAGUAAUAAUUAGUCUCAUAAUGAGCAAUGGUCUUUCAUUGACAAGUAAAACCUCUCUCCCACAGUAAGCGGUGUUAGACUAAAUAAAAGAAUAAUGCACUGUAGGGCACAUUACUGCUUAUAUAAUUAUAUUAUAAUUACCAAAAUUUAUAAGUAUGAUUAUCAAACCGUAUCAAGAUAUGUUGAAAACAUUUUAGAGAACAGUACAAUGUUUUAUUUUCACCAUUAUUUUAUUUUAAGGGACUCCUAAGACUAUAAAUUUACCAAGUAACUUAACCAACAAGCAAACAAAAGGAGAGUGGUUGCUCAGUCUGUGUGAAUCCUUCAUAGACAGAUAUUGUUUUGACUCUGAAGAUCUUGAUAACUUGAUACAGCAGACAAACCAGUUGGAACUUGCAUCUCUUGGGAAAUACAAAUGCAGAGUUGAAAAAUGUGAUAAAGCAUUUGUUUAUCACUCAGGAAGAGUAAGGUUACUAAUAUGUAAAGUGGAAGUCAAGUUCAUAUGUAAACAAACGGUUUGUUUACAUUUUGAACUGAUGUAUUUUUUAAAAUAUGAUGUACUGUCUGAGUAUCUAACACCAUUUUGGUUCGCUAUGCUUCUAAAUGAAUAUAAAUAGAGUUUAUGUUCAGAAAAAUUCGAAACAUUCGAAAUUAGGGCAAUGUUCACAUUAAAUAGAGGCCCUCACAUUGUUAUGAACAGAACCGAUGCGCAGAACGGACUUGACUUCUACUUUAAGAAAUAGAAAACAUCCUACACUAUUUAGGUACUACUCCAAUUGAAACCAUAUCAGCCAAGUAGAGAAGCUCUACUUGUCCCGGCUGAGAUUCUAUAUGUUAUGGAUUCGAUACAACACUACUGUAAGUCAGUUGACGUAUUUCCAGUUAUUUCCAGCCAAUAUUGUAGCCAUGCUUUGACAGAUGUGCAUUUUAUAUGCCUUUGAUCCACUCUCAGCCAUAUUAAUCUGUAUCUUUUAUACAUCACUUAAGUCAUCUGCAAUUGCAAGUAAAUAAUAAAUAUUACUAAUAAUACUAUCCAUGAUAAUGAAUGAAAACAAACAAUUUUUAAAAUAUUUAUGUCAAUUUUAGUCAUGAGAUCAGUGCACAUGAAAUGAACAAUGAUCGAAAUGGACAGAUUAGGGAUGAGUAUGGAUACUAUUUUUGCCGUGCUGAUUGUCUUUAGUACUAAAGCGACAAGGAACAGGUAAUUUUGCAAAAAAAAUAAAUACAUAUCCCGCAUUAUGUUAUUGGGCCAGUACAGAAAACAUCCAUACAGGUCUCUCCCACAGAGGAAAUUUGAGAUUAACCCCCUUAUAAUGUCCUAAUUGAUUUGACUGGGCUUUGCAUUCAUUUAAUUAAACCGGAGUAGCGAUUGAAAACAUGACAUUUACUAUUAUUAGAUAUGAAUUUUCUCCCCUCACUCCGUGGGGGAUUGUGGAUCUUUUCUGAACCGACCUAUUGCAAUGACACCUACAUGUAGUUGGGUUUUCUCAACUACCUAGAUUUCGGAUUAAGGCAAUUCAUGAGGAUGUCAAUAUUUUGUUUUUCUGAUAGAAUUUGACUGCAUAUGUGUAUGAUGUUAUAAAUGACUGAACUAUAAUUUUGCUAUUUUAGGCAGGAGAAAAAAAAUCAUCUACAAUUUACUCCUGAAGAAGACACUUCUGUAAAUGAAACUCAGGACCCCAUUAUCAAUGACCACCUGUACAACUACCACUGUGCAAAGCUUGAGUUUGGUAUGAUUCUAUUUUAUUUCAAUGAUGCUGUACUACAGGUUGAUGGCCAAAGGCUGCAUGAUAUUUACAAGUUGGCAUUGCUACUGUACAAAUCUGGGGGUCAUACUAAAUAUUCAUAUGUUGUGCUUCUUUACCUUGUUCAAAUUGCAGCUAUCUAUUCUGAAUUUGAAGCUCAUAAAAUCAUGUGGAACAGAUUCUAUAACAAAUAUCGUCGUCUAGGUGGAAAGAUCUCAUUAGACCUAAAAAAGGAACAACAGAACAAAGUUCUGAAAACCAUCUGGAGGGCACUGGGGUCAAAUUUAAAUAAAGCAAGCGCAUCACGGGUAGCUGAAGCACUAGAGAAUCUGGAGAGACUAAUUGAGUCUAUUGACAAAGAAUAUAAUUUACAAGAGCGUAAAGGAUAUAAAUCCAGUGGCAAUAAUACAGAAUCAGUGAUGCAAAUCACAUUUGAUUUGUCAUCAAUCAAAGCGUCCAAAUUCACCCCGGGUAGACAUGGCCAUGCAUGA
Molecule: messenger RNA, 3127 nt
Organism: Paramuricea clavata
Lineage: Eukaryota; Metazoa; Cnidaria; Anthozoa; Malacalcyonacea; Plexauridae
Source: the annotation of a GenBank genome assembly